AUGUCCUUCCCUAUGGACAAGAAAGAGUCUGUCCUGUCUGAAGACAAUAUCUCGUCGGCAGAAGGGCAAGUCGAUGCCUACAACCGCAAGCCAGAGUCCCUUCGCGCACUCAGCAACGAUGAUUUCAAUGCUCUCAACAAGAAGGUCGUCCGUAAGGUUGACCUUUUUGUCUUGCCCACCAUUGGCAUCCUAUAUAUUCUCAACUACAUCGAUCGCCAAAACUUGAGUGCCGCUAAACUUCAGGGCAUCAUGGAAGAUCUGAACAUGUCUUCUCAGCAAUUCGCCACGGCUAUUUCCAUUCUAUUUGUCGGCUAUCUGCCCUUCCAAAUUCCCAGCAACCUCAUCAUUACAAAGUUCUCCCGACCAGGCAUGUACAUAUGUGGUGCCGUGGCGGUCUGGGGUUGUAUUUCGGCUUGCACGGCGGCGGUCACGACAUAUGGUCAACUCCUCGCUGUUCGAGCCAUUCUCGGAGCCGCUGAAGCCGUUUUCUUCCCCGGUGCCAUCUAUUACCUCUCUGCCUGGUACACAAAGAGGGAGCUAGGGAAGCGUAUUGCCGGGCUAUACAUUGCCCAGCAAGUCGGUAAUGCCUUCGGGGGUCUCUUCGCCGCAGCUAUCCUCCAACUUGAUGGGCACCAUGGCAUCCGCGGCUGGAAGUGGCUAUUCAUCAUCGAGGGCAGUGCCACUGUCGGAAUUGGCAUAAUCUGCGCCUGCAUCAUGCCAGAAUUCCCCCACAACAGCCGUAUCCUUUCCCAGAUUGAGCGCGACUGCGCCGUGUGGCGUAUCGAGUCUGAAUCUGGUGCCGCAGAGGGCACAGAGGACGAGAGCGUGUGGAAAGGGUUUGGCAAAGCCCUCUCGGACCCCAAGCUGGUGCUGCUCAUCAUUUGCAACAUGCUAUCCCAAACACAGGGCUCCAUCGCCAACUACUUCCCCACUCUCGUAGCCUCGCUCAACUUCUCCAGAACCGUCAGCUUGCUUCUCACAGCACCCCCCUAUAUCCUCGCCGGCAUCGUCUACUACGUCCUGAUGUUCUACUCCGAUCGCAAGAAUACCGUGUACCCAAUUAUCCUCCUUUGUAUCGCCAUCUCGAUCCCGAUGUACAUCAUCCCGAUUGCGAGUACCAACGUCGGCGCCCGCUACUUCUCCAUGAUGAUCCUGCCCUUCGCCUCCGUCGGUCCCCAGCUCCUCCUCUACAAGACAAUCAACCUGCACCUUGCACGACCCAUCUCGAAGCGAGCGGCUGCCUCUGCUUUGGUUAAUGCCAUUGGUGGUACGUCCAACAUUUGGGCCUCAUACCUAUACUUUGGAGAGCCCCAUUUCUAUGCUGCCUUUGGCACGCUUAUGGGUGCUGCUGUCUUGUUCGGGUUCACGAUCACUGCAUACCGUUGGCUCGUCUUGCGCGAGAACAAACGUCUGGACUCGGGAGAUACCUUGGAAAUAGCCAAGGUGAUCAAGGGUGGCGUCACAGAAGAAAUGGUACAGCUCAACUGGCGCUACGAGAUGUAUUGA
Molecule: messenger RNA, 1506 nt
Organism: Penicillium samsonianum
Lineage: Eukaryota; Fungi; Ascomycota; Eurotiomycetes; Eurotiales; Aspergillaceae
Exons: 1
Coding region: 1-1506 (501 amino acids)
Biological process (GO): transmembrane transport
Cellular component (GO): membrane
Molecular function (GO): transmembrane transporter activity
Source: RefSeq, a predicted model, not a curated record